AUGGCCUCCACGACAUAUGCCGAUUUCAACGAAACGACCGAAGGCAUUGACGUCGCCAAAUCUUUUUCCGACAGAAUAUCUGGAAAAACAAUUCUUGUCACUGGUGUCAACCUUGGUGGAGUCGGUUUUUCAACAGCACAGGCGUUUGCCUCUCAAUUGCCAGCCCACCUUAUCAUCGCUGGUCGGAACCCAUCAAAGGUUGAGGAGUGUCUGAAAGCCCUUCGAGCAGAGUUUCCCGGUGUGGAAUGCCGUGGUUUAGAAAUCGAUCUAUCAACUCAGCAAUCCGUACGCAGUGCAGCGGAACGCGUCAUGACUUGGGAAGAUAUCCCUGCUGUCGACAUUGUUGUCAACAAUGCUGGUGUCAUGGGUAUCCAAGAACGAACCUUGUCUCAGGAUGGUAUCGAAAUGCAUUUCGCCACGAACCAUAUCGGCCACUGGCUUUUUACAUGUCUUAUCAUGCCGAAGCUGAUCAAAUCCGCUGAGAGCCGAUCGGAAGGAAUAGCACGAGUCGUGAACGUGACAUCUGCCUCUCCUACGGUAUCAGGGAUGCGCUGGAGUGACUUGAAUUUUGAUGCCACGAACAGGACUCUCCCCGAGGAUGAGCAGCCGCAAUAUGAGUGGUUCAAGGCUUGGGGAUAUAAUGAUUUGGAGAAUCAAUCUUACAACCCUCUCGAUGGCUACAACCGUAGUAAGGUGGCGAAUCUUCUAUCGGCAAUUUGUAUGAAUCAACGCCUCUUCGAGAAGCACGGUGUCCUCUCCAUAGCGGUACACCCAGGGCUCAUUGAAACUGAGCUGGGUCGCAACUUUCCCUCCAGUACGCUGGAGGCCAUCCAAGUCCUGAAAAGGCAGGGGUUCUUCAAUUACAAAACGUUGGGCGCGGGGGCCUCAACCAGCGUGGUUGCUGCACUAGACCCAGCAUUGGCAAAGGGCGUGGGGUCUAGUAGGGGCGGCUGUAUGAAUUGGGGGUCUUAUCUGAUGGACUGUCAGAUUAGCGACAAAGCCUCGCCACUCGCAGUGUCCAGCGAUGGAGCUGAGAGACUUUGGAAGCUAUCCGAAGAGCUAGUUGGUCAGGUCUUUAUUUGGUAA
Penicillium angulare is the source of this 1086-nucleotide messenger RNA. RefSeq lists its product as uncharacterized. Bases 1 to 1086 code for a protein of 361 amino acids. The record is from RefSeq and is a predicted model, not a curated record. NCBI's taxonomy places the organism in Eukaryota, Fungi, Ascomycota, Eurotiomycetes, Eurotiales, Aspergillaceae. The transcript is spliced from 2 exons.